CACGUGAACGCGCCUUAAGCCGAAUUAGAAAAUCCUGGGUUAACAAAGCUAGCUGAUAACUAGCUUCAUAACACCGAUUGUCUUGUACCCGUUUCCGUCGCGUGGACAGUUAUUGAUUAAUGUGAAGCGUGCCGUGACUAAACUGUACCAUCGAUUACGAUCGGGUGUAUUCCGUUUGACCACCGUGGGUAACGAUUUGAUUACUAAAUCUAGCAUUGAAACAUCUCGGAUAACUGCGCGCACCCGCUCCAUCACAAGGGAAAAGCAGUCGCACGCCGACUCCCGGAUCAAUAUAAAUGAACACAGACAUAGAUUUCCAGAUGAUGAAAAAACAGGAGAGGGCACAUUUCUUCAGCUCUAGAGAGCAGGAACUCAUUUUGAAGUUGUAUGAAGAAGAAAGAGGGAUAUUAACAGCCAAAUCAAACACUACCACUGCCUCAAAAAUGAGAGAAGAAGCCUGGCAGAGAAUUGCUGAUAAAAUAAACAUGGUAUCGGACAGUGGCUACAAAAGGUCGUGGCAGCAAGUAAAAGUCAAACAUAAAAAUAUAGUGCAAACAGCAAAAAGAAGACAGGUCGAGGUGAUGAGGAAUGAAGGGGGGUCAGCAACCCCAUCGCUGACUUCCGCAGAGGAGGAUGUGCUCCAGCACAGACACAACAGGCUGAGGGUGGAGGUCCUCCCAGGAGGUGCUUGUAUUGAGCCUCUGACUGGAUCUGACAGCUCAUUUAUUAGUGUCUCAGGCCAUCCUGUCCUCCUCAUGCCUGUAACAAAGACUGAACCAGAGAGCCUGAGCAGUGAUGAGACAGACGUCAGUGAAACUCAUUUUGAAGGGGAUUUGCACAAUUUCCUGGGGAGGGACAAUUCAGAUUUUACUCCAAUCGGUGGAAGAAGAGCUAAGAGACAGACAGAAGAUAUAAGAGCCCUUUACUGCUGCUACCUCAAGAAGGAGAUAGAGAACCGUGACCAGCAGAUGGCAUACAGAGCACUUAAAAUGAGGAAGAUGGAGAAAGAAAUUGUAUUACUUGAUAAGCAGCUGAUGUGACCAUGCAAGGAAAUGCUAAUGUUUUAUCUCACUAUUAUAAUAUGUUCAAACAAUGUUUGAUUUAUUCCUAGUCUGACAACAUUGCUUCAGUCACAUAAUGAAUUGAUUUACUCAGCUGUUAACUGCAAUGGGGCAGCAAUUUCUUUGCAAUUCUUCUAUUAAUAUGUGUCGUACCCUUUCUUAUUGUUGCGGUAUUGCACUGUGCAACUCCACACAUGCAGCAGCACAAAGGGCCAACUAGUGCAGACAGCAGACUUUAUUGGAAUAUUCCCUUUAUUAUUAUUUCAAUCCCGUGGGCUGAAGGCCCAGUGAGACUUCAGGUACUCACUGUACUCCACGACGUUGGAUUAAAAAAAUAAUAAAUUACAUUAUUAAUUGCUUUAAUACGGGGGAAACUACAUCCACAUCUGAAGUACAGUCUGGAAACUGUACAUUAAGAAACUCUGUAUAUUUCAUAUUUGGUUGCAAAUCCUUUGUUGUGACUUUUUCACAAAGUUUGGUCUUCAGCAAGUGGAACAUAUUCUCAGUUGGAUUGCGAUAAUGUAACUUGGCUAUUCAAGAGCACUUUUGGAUUGCCUUGUGUGUAUGGUUUGGACAUAUUGUGUAAUCACAGAUAAUGUGCGGUAAAAAAGUUGCAACUAAUUCCUGUGGCACAUGGUUUAUUCUUUGCAUUAAAAUUACAAAUAUUGCUAAA
Cyclopterus lumpus (lumpfish) is the source of this 1734-nucleotide messenger RNA. RefSeq lists its product as uncharacterized. Bases 297 to 1040 code for a protein of 247 amino acids. NCBI's taxonomy places the organism in Eukaryota, Metazoa, Chordata, Actinopteri, Perciformes, Cyclopteridae. Gene Ontology annotation, cellular component: nucleus. The transcript has 7 exons. The record is from RefSeq and is a predicted model, not a curated record.